AUGCUGUCAAAGCUAGCACAGCAGAGGGCGGGCGCCCCAGCAGCAUUUGCUGCUGCUGCCCUGCUGCGAAGAAGAAUAGCGACCGUCUCGUUGCCAGCAACCAGGCCAAUUCUCACAGAGCUCCAGAAGAGCCAAAGCCCGGAACACCCUCGGCACCAGCAACGGCGCUUCCUAACACCGCCUCCGAAGCCUGGAACUGUCCUGCUGGAGAGGCGGCCCGACCGGGAGCUGCCAGCCAUUGAAGGCAACCGCUGGGCCAAAACCCUCCCCUGGUUCCUGCUCGCCAUCGCGGCAGCCUCCGUCGCCAUCUUCAACUACCAAAAGUAUUCGUCGCCCGUGGUGGGAGCGACGCUGUACGCGCUACGCACAAACGAAAAGGCGCGCGCUGUGUUGGGCGACAACAUCUACUUCGACCAGCAGAUCCCGUGGAUCUCGGGCGAGAUGAACCAGGUGCGCGGGCGCAUCGACAUCAGCUUCCGCGUGCGCGGUACUAAGGCCCGUGGCGUCAUGCGCUUCGCCAGUCAGCGGCCAACGCCGCGCGGCUUGUUCGAGACGACGGAAUGGAGUCUGCAGACGGAGGAUGGGCAAGUGAUUGAUUUGUUGGAGGAUGGUGACCCGUUCCGGGCGAUUAUUUCCGGCGGGACAUUCGAUUUGGAUGCGGAUGAGGAGGAGGAGAAGCAGACGACUAGGGGCUUCAGGCAGAGGCCAAAGGUAUGA
Molecule: messenger RNA, 717 nt
Organism: Thermochaetoides thermophila DSM 1495
Lineage: Eukaryota; Fungi; Ascomycota; Sordariomycetes; Sordariales; Chaetomiaceae
Exons: 2
Coding region: 1-717 (238 amino acids)
Biological process (GO): mitochondrial respiratory chain complex IV assembly
Cellular component (GO): mitochondrial inner membrane
Source: RefSeq, a predicted model, not a curated record